GGCGCGCGCGCGCACCGUUCGUCCUCUUGUCGAAAGAGAACGAAAAGAAAAAAAGGUCCGAAACACACACUCCAGGAAUCUGUGACGCUGCACGUUAGUGUGCUUUAUCCGCGUCUCGGGAUCUGGUCGAUGUGAAAGCGAUCGAGGCAGAACGACAAAAUGCCGACCAAAGGGUCGGCAAUGGAAGAGGCGGCGUGAAUGGUUAAAGGACAACAGCAACGUGUCUGAGCACUUUAACCGUUUAAAAAGCGUUCUGACGUCAUCACCUUAGUUUCUAAAAAGUUUUCUCAAUAGAAAAUGCCGGUGUUGACGUCAUCGACUUCGUCGCCCAGUCGGCGACUAGGAGGAUCUUAUACAUCUUACAGUUCGUCGUACGGCGGCGGCGGCGGCAGCUCCUAUUCACGCUCGUCGUCGACUUUCAGCAGCAGCACUACCGGACGGACGUCCAGUUUGGACCGUUCGCCAUACACGUCUAGCUAUGUUAGUGGCAGCUACAAGUACACCAGUCCCUCGGUGUCGAUUACGAGGGAUUAUUCGGUAUCCUCUAGACCCCCCAUAUCGUCGACGAGAACCAGUUCUUCCUUGUACAGUUCUUCUUCGACACGGACGUCGCCGGCCCGCAGCUAUUUUUCAACCCGCAAAUCCACUUCGGAAGAUGGCGCCAGCGGUUCGCGGAAUCGAGAGACGCAGUCGGAAACGAGGGAUAUGUCCAGCAACAGCAAUAAUAAUUACCUGAACGGCAACAUAAAAAAGUCACGAGAUUACUCGUCCAAUUUCGUGCCUUCCUCCACUUUAUCGAAAUAUCGAGCGGAGCGCGCCAGUCUGACUAAUGGGACGUCUAGCAUCUCGUCGCGAACGAAAUACUCUACGGAGAGGGAUCCCGAAAUACCGAAAAUCAGCGAGCGAAUUCGUAAUUUUCAGCCGUCCAAAUCGGUGGGCGAAACUCCCGUUUUCAGAUCGCGUUUCCUGCGCUCCUCGCAGCCGGACGCCGAUAAAAAGGAAUCGGAAAAUGCGGAAGAUGUGCGACCGACUGUUUCUGAUUUGCGACGGCGCUACGACCAGAAUCGCAACCACGUGACUCCCGAGAGAAGUCGCACGCCGGUAGCCGCUUCGACUGUUUCCAGUAGCAAGCCGCCGAUUGGCGGAUCCAAAUCGAGCCGAACGACAGCGUCCGGUUACGGUUCAGACAGCGACGAAUCUGUGGAACUCGAUGGAAGGAGCACGCCAGUCAACCAGCGUCUCGCAGCAGUUGGCGCCGCUGCACGCACCCAAAACAGUCAGACGCCCGACAGGAUCGUCAAUGGAGAUAGAGCCACCCCAGCCAGACCGGCCGUCACGAAAGAUGUAGCUCGAUCAUCUUCGCCAUCUACGCUCUCAUCCUCAUCAGACGGCGAUAAUCAGGAUGGCGGACAUCUUUCGGCUGUUCGAUCUUCAGCUACCUCAGCAAAGUUGGGCGGAGCGAGAGCAUCGCGGCAUUCGAUUUCGGAUUCAGUCGAUCAGACGUCAGAGACGUCGUCACCAAAAUUGGCGCCCAGAUCACGCACCUGUAGUUCGAGCCAACCCAAGACGGCAUCCAAUGAGAGCACAGGAUUGGUUGGGCUCAGAAAUAUUGGCAAUACGUGUUUCAUGAAUUCGGUGCUACAGUGUUUGAGCAACACUCGCUCUGUGCUUGAAUACGUCAUAUCCAACGAGUACGCCAAUCACAUUAAUACUUCCACGUCCUCAAUGAACGGAGCUCUCAUUAAAGCUUUCGCUAUUGUCUUGGCCGAAUUAUGGAAGAAGGAUGAAGAUGAAGACGAUUCGUAUUCAUCUAGCGCUGUUAAUCCAACAGCUCUGAAAAGCCAGAUUCAAAAGUUUGCUCCACGGUUCAUGGGGUACAACCAGCAAGAUGCCCAGGAAUUUCUCAGAUACCUUUUGGAAGGUUUGCACGAAGAUGUGAAUCGUAUUGCCGUCAAGCCCCGACCUCUCGAACAUGACAUUUCCGAUAAUUUAAGUGAUUCGGAGAAGGCCAUCGAAUCGUGGAAGCGUUACUUGAGGAGAGACGACUCGAAAAUUGUGGACCUGUUCGUCGGCCAGCUCAAGUCGACCCUGCAGUGCACUGUCUGUGGUCACUGCAGCGUCACGUUCGAUCCCUUCUGGGAUCUCUCUCUACCUAUACCGCCGUCCAGCAAGAGCAACGUCAAGUUAGGUCACUGCCUCGAUCUUUUUGGCAAGGAAGAAAUACUCGACGGAGAUGAAAAGCCGACGUGUGCGAAAUGCCAAACUCGGCGCAAGUGCACCAAAAAAUUCACCAUACACAAGUUCCCUCAAAUUCUUGUCCUUCAUUUGAAACGAUUCAGUCCCGGUGAACGAUUUCGCAAACUGGAUGCCAGCGUAGAUUUCCCUCUGACAGAUUUAGACAUGUCAGCGUACACCAGUCCAGGUAUCAAACAAUUACCCUGCAGCUAUCAACUCUACGGAGUUAUCAAUCAUUCGGGAUCGGCCUAUUCGGGACAUUAUACAGCCUCAUGCCGUCAUCCCUUCAGUGGCAAUUGGCACGAGUACAACGAUUCUAGGAUUUCAAAUCUGACACCUCAGCGUGUUGUUUCAUCGGAGGCUUAUCUACUGUUUUACGAGUUGGAAUCGACCGAAGCUCGUUUAUAGUUGUAUCGGACAAAUCAUGAAUGGUGAAGGGGAAAAAAAGAAGCAAAAAAAUCAUUAUUAAAUGCCCACCCCCCUCCUUCAAAGCACUUAACACGAUAACUUUAAAAUUUAGGAAUAAAUAUUCUUUCGAUUUCAUCAUUUAAUGGUGUGUAUACGUGCGUAGGUCAGAAAUACUGCAUUGGUAAUAGUUCACCAAAACAUAAAAGAAAACAAAUACCCAUAUUUUUUAGGCGGAUGCAAUCCCGAAAAUAAGGAGAGGAUUCGAAUGUGUUCAACAAACACAAGAAUAUCAAUGAUUGUGAACUAGUCAGAAAUUGUAUUGUUUGUUUGUUUGUUUUUGAGAAGAUCGGAAGAAAGGACAAGUAUUGUGUUUGUGAUUCAUCCAGUUAUUUCACUCAUGCAUAGUCUGUUACUGUUAAAAAAACAAAAAACAUUAUUUCGCUCUAUUUGAAACUUAAUUGCUUUUAUGGUUAAACAUCUCAUUUUUUUUUUGUUCCAGUGAAAAAAAAAUCAUAUAAAUGAGUUUUCGUGAAAAUUGAAUCAGCAGUUGGUUUCAUUCUGUUAAAGUUGUUACUCUUUUUCCUCCCGGUAGAAAUCAUGUAUGCAAACUGCCUUCCCGCCCCACUGUCAGUACUUCUCGAGUCUUUCAAGUUGAGACAUGCAUCUGUUUUAAAAAAAUAGCUUUGUUUCAUCACUACUAAAAAAAAUUUUUUUUUUGUUU
Molecule: messenger RNA, 3364 nt
Organism: Daphnia carinata
Lineage: Eukaryota; Metazoa; Arthropoda; Branchiopoda; Diplostraca; Daphniidae
Product: ubiquitin carboxyl-terminal hydrolase 21-like
Exons: 11
Coding region: 298-2643 (781 amino acids)
Biological process (GO): protein deubiquitination
Cellular component (GO): cytoplasm
Molecular function (GO): cysteine-type deubiquitinase activity
Source: RefSeq, a predicted model, not a curated record